AUGGCGUGGCAACCGGAGGAGGACGGUCUGCGACAACUCUCGGAAUUUUUGAAGAAUUCAUUGAGUGGCCAUGACAGAAAUAAACAGAAAGAAGCCGAGCAGAUGCUCAUGAACGCUCGCAACAAUGCCGAUUUUGUCAAUUACCUCACCUACAUCUUCAGCACACCGCAGGUCGCUCAGCGACUUGAACUCAAUGCCCCGAGCCUCUUUCUCGUCCGUUAUGCCGCCGCCAUUAACCUCAAGAAUCACAUCAAACUCUUCCACAAAUCCAUCCCCAAGGAUCAGCUUGCAUACCUCAAAGCCGCCACAUUGAGCGUUCUCCAAGACCCGAAUCCCCAACUGCGCAGUUUCUCUGGCACGGUCAUCACUGAGAUCGUCCAGCAAGGUGGUUUGUUACAAUGGCCCGAGGUUCUGCAGGAUUUACUGUCCCUCGUCAGCAACACUCCCGGGAAUGUGCCCCCCGAGACCCAAGAGGGUGCCAUGUCUGCUCUGGCCAAAGUCUGCGAAGACAACAAGAAGCUUUUGGACAAGGAGUUCCAGGGCCAGAGACCCAUGGCUGUGAUUGUUCCUAAGUUACUGGAAUACGCAGGCAACCAGAACCCCAAAAUCAGAGUUCUGGCUCUCAGCACCCUGAAGAGCUUCAUCCCUCAGAAAUCCCAGGUCUUGUUUGGUGCUUUGGAUGUCUACCUUCAAACGAUCUUUCAACUCGCCGCUGAUGAUGAUACCCAAGUUCGGAGGAUUGUCUGCCAGUCACUUGUUCAACUGGUGGAUUCGAGACCCGAUAUGCUUGUCCCCCAUAUUAAUGGGCUGGUGAACUACAUCUUGACGCAGCAACAGACUGUUGACGCUCCCGAUCUUGCCUUGGAUGCAGCCGAGUUUUGGCUCAGUGUGGGUGAACAAGACCAGCUGAGAGAUCUAAUGGGUCCUUAUCUCCAACAGAUCAUUCCUGUUCUCUUGGCCGGAAUGGUCUAUGGAGAGGAUGAGGUCUUCAGACUUGGUGGAGAUGAAAAUGAUGCCGAUGUGGAAGAUCGUGUCGAAGACAUCAAACCUCAAUUCGCCCAAACAAAAGCCGGAAGAGGCGUGACCUCCGAGAAAGACGAGGGUACCGAAAGCCCUCACCCCAAUGGAACUCCAACUAAGAAAGCCGAUCUGAGUGAUGGUGAAGUCGAAGGGUCAGAUGCGGACGAAGAUGACGAAUGGGACGAGGAAGAUCCAGAAAAUGCCUGGAGUCUACGAAAAUGCUCAGCAGCUGCACUCGAUGUCUUUGCCGUUAACUAUCACGCUGCCGUCUUCGACAUUAUCCUCCCAUAUCUCAAGAACAACCUUAGUCAUACCCUAUGGCCCAAGCGUGAGGCUGCAGUCCUUGCCCUAGGUGCAGUCGCAGACGGCUGCAUGGAAGUGGUCUCCCCACAUCUCCCAGAACUCGUACCAUUCCUGAUCUCCAGAUUGUCAGAUGAAGAACCUGUCGUGCGUCAGAUCACUUGCUGGUGUCUCGCGCGCUAUUCUGAAUGGGCGGCAAAUCUUGAGUCCCCGUCCGACAAGCAACGAUAUUUCGAGCCCAUGAUGGAGGGCCUCCUUCAACGCAUGCUCGAUCAGAAUAAGAAAGUCCAAGAAGCAGGUGCUUCCUCUUUCGCCAGCCUUGAGGAGAAGUCUCGUGACAAGCUUAAGCCUUACAUCACGCCAAUUCUGCGCCAGUUUACUGAGUGCUUCAAGCGUUACAAGGACAAGAAUAUGUACAUUCUAUACGACUGUCUGCAGACGCUUGCUGAUAAUGUUGGUGCAGAAAUGGCCACACCAGACCUUGUGGAUCUCUUAAUGCCAGUACUGAUUCAGCGUUGGAAUAAGAUUCAAGACGAUUCGAGGGAGAUGUUCCCUCUGCUUGGCUGUCUGGGUUAUAUCGCCAUGGCUUAUGGAGAAGUCUUCGCGCAAUUCGCCCCUCCCAUCUUCGACCGCUGUAUUAAGGUCGUCUACGCAAACCUGCAACAGCAUAUGGCAUUUGUGAGUGGUGUGAGCGUUGACGCACCAGACAAGGAUUUCAUCGUCACCGGCCUCGAUCUCGUCUCGGCCAUCAUUCAGGCCAUCAACCCAGCCAAAUCCGCCCAGCUCGUUCAGGACUCUCAGCCACAAUUUUUCGACCUCCUGUCCUUCUGCAUGGAAGACAACACUACCGAUGUCCGCCAGUCCGCCUAUGCUGUACUGGGUGAUUGUGCGAUCGCCCUUUUCCCGAGUCUAGAUCCAUACCUCCCCAAACUUCUGCCCAUUUUAAUUCGCCAGCUCGAUUUAGACACCAUGCCAGAUGAUGAUUCUGACAAUCACUUUAAUGUUCUCGCCAACGUAUGUUGGAGUUUAGGAGAGAUUGCGGCACGAGCUCCCACGUCCCGACUCGACAGCUUUGCAGAAACACUUGUCAAGGCCCUCUUGACCAUCAUCAAUAAUGAAGAAGUGCCAGACCCGGCAUCAGAGAAUGCAGCAACAGCAUUGGGUCGCCUCGGACUCGCGUGUCCGGCCAAUUUGGCUCCAUUCCUGCCAGAAUUCGCCGAGUCGUUCCUGGGCUCGAUGUCUAAGAUCGGCCACUCGCACGAGAAAGCUUCAGCUUUCCUAGGAAUGAACAAUGUCAUUGAGCGAAACCCUCAGGCCAUGGAGCGCAGUCUUCCUGCUUACUUCGCCGCCAUCGCUCAGUUUCCCCAGAAGGGUAAGGUGGGCCAGGAAUACAGUGAGGUCCGUGCUAGCUUUGCUCGUGUCAUCCAGGGUUAUCAGAGCUUGAUCGGGGCUGACGGAUUCAAUACCUUCCUCGCUGGCUUGAGUCCGCCGGUCAGGGCUAAGUUGAGGGAUGGGUUCGGUGUUGGUGCUUGA
This is a messenger RNA of Exophiala aquamarina CBS 119918, 2853 nucleotides long. RefSeq lists its product as uncharacterized. NCBI's taxonomy places the organism in Eukaryota, Fungi, Ascomycota, Eurotiomycetes, Chaetothyriales, Herpotrichiellaceae. The record is from RefSeq and is a predicted model, not a curated record. Gene Ontology annotation, biological process: protein import into nucleus. Gene Ontology annotation, molecular function: nuclear import signal receptor activity; small GTPase binding. The transcript has 2 exons. Bases 1 to 2853 code for a protein of 950 amino acids. Gene Ontology annotation, cellular component: nucleus; cytoplasm.